GGUUGCGAGCUGCGAAUGAGGCGGCAACACUGCAGGUCACGGAGAGAAAAACACAAAACACUCUUAACGCUGGAUGGAGAGGUCCUACAAAAAUGAGGUUUUUCUACUUAAUAAUCGCGAUUUUCGGCGCGAGCAGCGUGCAAGCCACCUUAGAAUAUACGUUGGAACAUAGCUCGGUAUGCGACCCGAUGGCCAAGAAACGAACCGUGAAGAUGGGCAACAAAGAAAGGUCUGCCCUGCACCUCACCGAGGGAAGACUUUUCCAACAUUGGACUGGCACGAGAAGUUUCAACUGUACUUUUCUCGUUCAGGGCAUUUCUAAGGACGAGCUUUCUGUGGUCAUUCAAAACCUCAAUUUUCGUAAGGACCCUGUCACAGAAGAAUGCAUUGAUUAUGUUCAGUUCUAUCAAGAACACGGCAAAGUUUUGAAGUUUUGUGGUGAAUUGAAAGUUGACAACCCUAUCGAUCUGGAGGAACAUAAUAAUCUGUUAGACAACGCAAUUUUGCACUUCAAGGAAGACAUUCUUGUCAAUGUUUUCGUCGCAAGGAUUCCUUUGGAACCAGAAAUAAAGCUCAAAUUUGAUAUUGUCUUCACGUCUUUCAAACUGUGCUCUGAAAAUGACCCCAACUACGCUCCUUGCGGUGAUACCAAAAUGUGCAUUUGGGGAGGAUUGUUCCAUGAUGGAUACAUCAACUGUCCGUACAAUGGGUGCUACGAUGAAACGUUGUGCUUUAACCCUUAUCCUGAACACAAGAAGACAAAAUAUCAUAUCACUUCCGAGCUGAACUUGCUCUUCAUCCUCGCGACGACGUGCGUCCUGAUGGUGGUGGUCGUGUUUGCGUACUUCAAGUGCCAAGCGUACUUCCUCGACGACGGCAUUCCCCCGGAACUAAGGUGCGGCACGCCGACGUGCGCCACCGCGCCGCCCUUGGAGGACCCGAAGGACGCGCCUCCUCCGUACCACAGCCUGUUCCCGGACAGCGAUCCCGAGCAGGGUCCAGAAGUCACCCUUCUGGUCCAGCCGCCCCCCAACCCGGACGAGCAGACUGCCAGGAUAACAGGGCCAAGUUCGGCGGCCUUUUCAACUUAAAAAAAUUUAAAUUAAGUCACACAAUUUAGCCGAUUAAGUUCAACUUAUGAUCUGUACCGGCCCAUGAAUCUUAAUUUUUGCCUGGUUGGAUCUCAAACCGUAAUUUUACGUGCAUGAAUCUAGGGUCACGUCUUCCAUGGACAGAUCACGGUGUUAGAAUUAGUAUCAAUGCAUGGACUGCACUCAUUCGAGAAUCUCGCAGAAGAUAUUAAUUUUUUUUCUCAUUUUCCCUACUUAAAUCGGAUUUUCUUCAAAAAAAAUUGUUUUUUGAUACAUUCUGCCGACUUAAAGACUGAGAGGCCUUCUGAACUUAAACUUUGGUUUUGAAACAAAGUCUGUUCACCUUUGAGUGAGUUUUAACCUCUCAGAAGAUCAUCUUUCAUGGUGUAACGCUAGUUACCUUCCAGCUAACAGACCGAUAGUUAGUAAGGAGUAUUAAAUUUAGUAUUAUAACACGUGCCUUGAACAUCAUGAACGCAUAGACACGCAAGGAGAUGCGACAAGAAUUUUUAUUCACCCAGAAAAGAGUUUGGAAUACAACACAGUCGUAAUUGUUCAAAAUUGUGUACUUAAUCCAACGGCAGUAUAUCUGGUGAAUAUCAGCAGGAUUUUUGUUGUAAACGCUUGAACUGAACAUGUAUUAUUUGUACAUUACUCACUUUGCUCUCGCUUGUGCCGUCUUUGUAUUAUUGUCAGGACUUUUUGUCCAAUAGGGUUCUGGCAACAAUCUUAAGGAAUCCCGGAUAAUUAAGAAUUGGACAAAGAAAUGUAUUGAUAUACUGGCUAGCUCACUUUUCAAAGCAUGAGAGCUCUUGUGAUUUAUAUUUUAACUGUUGACUGCGUAAUUGUACAAUACUUCUGGAGCAAUAGUUGAAAUUAAUUAAAAAUUGGUACAUUUCAAAAUUCCAUCAGAAGCCAACGGCAAAAUAGUUGCCAACUUUGUAAACACCUGAUGGUCAAUUAAUGUGUAAGAUAGCCAAAAAGAGAAUAAAUCCUGUUAAAGUACGUAAGGUGCUAUAAUA
Messenger RNA from Cloeon dipterum, 2113 nucleotides. RefSeq lists its product as uncharacterized. The transcript is spliced from 5 exons. NCBI's taxonomy places the organism in Eukaryota, Metazoa, Arthropoda, Insecta, Ephemeroptera, Baetidae. Bases 93 to 1091 code for a protein of 332 amino acids. The record is from RefSeq and is a predicted model, not a curated record.